This is a messenger RNA of Telopea speciosissima, 893 nucleotides long. RefSeq names its product reticulon-like protein B11. The record is from RefSeq and is a predicted model, not a curated record. The coding region runs from base 54 to 713 and encodes 219 amino acids. The transcript has 6 exons. NCBI's taxonomy places the organism in Eukaryota, Viridiplantae, Streptophyta, Magnoliopsida, Proteales, Proteaceae.
GUCUCCAUUUUUUUUGUGGAUUCAUUCCUACGAAACCCUAACGUGUAACGACCAUGGGAGACGAUGAUUCAGACCGUCAAUCUGUCGGAGAGCAAGUUUCAUCACCACCUCGUCGGAAAUCGGUUCAUCAAGCUCUCGGCGGUAGUAUAAUUGCCGACGCGCUAUUGUGGAAACGAUGGACUGCAGGGGCUUUUCUGCUAGUAACAGCGACUGCCUUUUGGUUCCUUUUCGAAUGGGCUGGAUACAGUCCGUUAUCUCUUGUCGCUAAUGUGCUAUUACUUCUGAUUUUAAUCUUAUUCUUCUGGGCGAAAUCCGCAUCUCUUCUCAAUAGGCCUCUACCUCCUCUUCCCAAUCUAGAAGUUUCUGAGGAUUUUGUUGAGAGAGCUGCGGAUGUAGCAAGAUUGUGGAUAAACCGCAUCCUGAAAGUUGCCCAUGAUAUCUCUCUUGGGGGAGAUGUGAGACUUUUCCUUCAGGUAAUUUUUGGUCUAUGGCUAAUAUCUUAUUUUGGAAGCCUCUUCAGCUUCCUCAGUCUUGUCUAUAUUGGUAUUCUUAUAUCUCUCACUGUUCCUGCUUUGUACGACAAGUACCAGGAUCAUGUCGAUGACAAGCUGAGUAAAACACACGAAGUCCUUUCAUCACAUUACAGGAAAAUUGAUGACAACAUCUUAAGCAAGAUUCCCAGAUCUAUAAACAAGGAAAAGAAGAUUCAAUAGCGUGGUUUUCUGUCCACUGAGAUGCCACAUGAUCUUAUCAACUUAAAUGCCGGUACAGCAUGCCUUCAAAAACGUGAGUCAAUUCAUCAGGUUCUACAUUGUGGGAGAAUGAAAUUGUUUGUUAUGUUUGUGGAUCUAAAAUCUUGAAGUAAUGUUGGGGCUAAUUUAUUCCAGUCCCCC